Messenger RNA from Rubroshorea leprosula, 1655 nucleotides. The record is from the annotation of a GenBank genome assembly. NCBI's taxonomy places the organism in Eukaryota, Viridiplantae, Streptophyta, Magnoliopsida, Malvales, Dipterocarpaceae.
ACGCCGCCAGACUCUCAAAGCGUCUCUCAACGACUCCAAAAUGCAAUCUGCGGCGUUCACUCUAUCCUCUCCCUCUCUCCCUCUCCCGAAGCCGCGGCCGAACCCUAGGUUCGAUCCUAUACUCCUUUCCGCUUCAAAGAGAAACGAUCUUUCUACCUCCGCCAAUGUCGUUUCGGCUCCUUCGUGGCCGAGGCGAUCCUGGUCCGCGUGCUCCUCUGCUUCGCCACUCAGGCCGUGGACGUCUGUUUUUUUGCUGGCUUCUGAAUCCAAACCAGAGCGUUUUGAGGUCAGAGCCAUCUCUGCAGAGAGCGCCGAUGAAGGUGAGAAGUCGAGUAGCUUGUCCACGACUUUGGUGCUUGGAUGGCUUUUUGCGUUGUGGUUUUUCUUCAAUAUCUACUUCAACAUUUACAACAAACAGGUUCUUAAGGUCUAUCCAUACCCGGUAACUCUUACUGUUGUUCAGUUUGCUGUUGGGACUGUGCUUGUUAUUCUAAUGUGGGCUUUCAACCUCUAUAAAAGGCCAAAAAUCAGUGGUGCACAGCUCGCUGCAAUCAUACCACUUGCAGUGGUGCAUACGUUGGGCAACCUCUUCACUAAUAUGAGUCUUGGGAAAGUGGCUGUUUCAUUCACUCACACAAUUAAAGCUAUGGAGCCCUUCUUUUCAGUCAUCCUCUCUGCCAUGUUUCUUGGAGAGAUGCCUACACUGUGGAUAGUUGCUUCCCUUCUACCUAUUGUUGGUGGAGUGUCACUCGCAUCCAUGACUGAGGCCUCUUUCAAUUGGGCUGGUUUUUGGAGUGCAAUGGCUUCUAAUUUGACAAACCAAUCUCGCAAUGUCCUUAGCAAAAAAGUCAUGGUUAAGAAAGAGGAAUCUAUGGACAACAUUACUCUCUUCUCAAUAAUAACAAUCAUGUCCUUUAUCUUGUCAGCCCCUGUGGCUCUCUUCAUGGAGGGUGUCAAGUUCACUCCUGCAUACCUGCAAUCUGCUGGCCUGAAUGUUAAAGAGGUAUGCAUAAGGUCUCUUCUUGCAGCACUCUGCUUCCAUGCCUAUCAACAGGUUUCUUAUAUGAUACUACAAAGGGUGUCCCCUGUUACCCACUCUGUAGGCAAUUGCGUGAAGCGUGUCGUUGUCAUUGUCAGCUCUGUUCUCUUCUUCCGUACUCCCGUCUCACCAAUUAACUCUCUUGGCACUGGUGUUGCUCUUGCUGGAGUUUUCCUGUAUUCGAGGGUGAAGCGCAUUAAGCCAAAGGCAAAAACAACAUAGAAAAUUUUUUUGGGUAAUUGGAGAAGUUAAGGUGAUGAGUUCCAUUUUUAGGCAUUAAACCGUGUAGAAUGGUAGAUUACGCCAGGAACUGAACUGGUAACUGGAUUUGUACUUUUCCAUUUUGUUUCAUUCACUUCUUCUUUGCGAUGAUUGUAUUCUUUUUGUGGACCUCCCCAUAAUGUCAUAGGCAGCAAAAAUGCUGCUGGAGAACCAUUGUCUUUUUCUCUUCCAUUGGCUCUGUGUUUUUCUGUUUUCAGACUGUUGGGAUUGGGAACGAUUCAUGUAACUGCCUGUCAAGCAUAACCGCGUAAACUUUGGGUUUGGUUUUAAAUUUUGCGGUACAAAACCUCGUACCCAUGAAUAAACGCAGCCCAAAUCAAAAUUUCUUCCUUUC